Messenger RNA from Daldinia loculata, 1637 nucleotides. RefSeq lists its product as uncharacterized. The coding region runs from base 379 to 1332 and encodes 317 amino acids. The record is from RefSeq and is a predicted model, not a curated record. The transcript is spliced from 4 exons. NCBI's taxonomy places the organism in Eukaryota, Fungi, Ascomycota, Sordariomycetes, Xylariales, Hypoxylaceae. Gene Ontology annotation, cellular component: membrane.
ACCUAGCCUUCAAUCAGACGAUCCGUGUUGGCAUUUCGGGGGCCUAGGGACCCGGAGUUCCAUGGUGGUGGUGCAUAUAUACGCGGCUUCGGGCGGUCGCGUGCAUAUGCACAUGAUGAGCUGAGGGGAUUUAGUUAUAGGUAAUAAGGCCGGUUAUCUCUAGAAAUAGGAGGUAGUUAGGCUUUUUCGUUUUAUAUUUCGUACCUGUUAUUGACCUUUAAAUAUCAUCUCUGUUCUUUCGGGAGAGCUAAAAACCCCUAAACCCCGAUCGGAACCUGAACGCAACUCCCUAGAGAAGUCACAAGGAUAAAUCGGAAAGGGAUAGGAUAUCUACACGCCAAUUCUCUAUUUUCUUCCUAUCUUGUAUCCUAUAUAGCCAUGGCCAAUCCGUACGCGGGUAUCAACUUUUGGAUAUACCCCCCUAAUAGAGCUGCGGCCAUUAUAUUCACAAUUGCCUUCUUCAUUUCGGCGGCGAUACAUUUCUGGCAAUGCUAUCGCAAAAAAUUCUUCAGAGUGACAGGACUUUUCGUCGCUGGUGGUUUACUCUAUGUCAUCGGAUUCGCAUUCAGGGUUAACGGCGCAUUUGGGAACUGGGACCAGCUGGGUCCGUUUGUCGUGAGCGUUGCGCUCAUUUGCGUUAGCCCACCACUCCUAUCUCUCGCCAAUUACGAAAUCCUCGCUCGGGUUUUCUACUACGUGCCCUACUUCUCCCCGAUGGAGCCGGGGAUGGUGCUCUCGACGUUCGCCUUUCUCUCCAUAGUGAUAGAAGGGAUAAACGGAGUCGCCUCUUCUUUCAUAGCGAACCCGAAAAGCGAUCCUGAGACGGGCACUGCUUUGAUGUGGGCAGCUUUGGCCCUUCAGCUCGCUAUCAUCGUGUUCUUCUUAGUCCUUGCUGGAUCUUUCCACCUGCGCUGUAUGCGGGCCGGCAUCGCGGGGGCUAAGGGUAUUCGGUACUCUCUCACCACGCUAUACGUGAGCAUGGGACUCAUCCUGAUGCGAACGAUCUACCGUGGCGUAGAACACUCCGUACUGGCUGUGGCUAAUACCGAGUGGCCUUUCUACAUUUUUGAGGCCUUUCUCAUGCUCAUUAAUAUGCUCAUGUGGAAUGCCAUGGACCCGAGUCGCUUCCUUCCCGCUAAUUUCAGAACACACCUCACACGCGAUGGAGUGACAGAAGUGACGGAGGCAAAAGUUGAUAACCCACAGCCUUUUGCUUUUAAAGUGUUGGUUGUGUUGACACUGGGCGUAUACCGUAGCCCUAAGCCCAAGGAUAAGAUGUCCCAAGAGACUGACGCAAGUGGAGAUGGGGAGCGGCCUGUGGAGUUGGUGUAAAAGCCUGCCCUAUUUUUUUUUUCCACUUAUACAUGCUCUAGCUUUAUCUUCCUGUGCGCAGCGUCGAAAAGUAGAUGAUAAAUUAUUUUCUAAUUACCCCUACUAUAGACGUAUUAAGCGACCCCUGAAGGAACUAGUGCCUAUGGAAUCCUCGCUUCAGUCGUCGAAGCUCUUUAAACGAAAUUGAAAAUGCCGAGGAUCAUACGUAUAACGAUACAUGGGCCAAAUUAAUGACUAACAGAAUGAUGUAAAGUUCUGAUUGUAUUUUGAGUAACUAUAGUUAGAUGUAUGCAUGUCUUUGUGUC